AUGUUGUAUUCCAAGACUUUUACCGCAGCCAUUUUGGGCUGGUUUGGCACGGCUGUUGCAGAUGUUACGCUGAUUGACCCAAAUACACGGUUCUCAAAUCUAUCCCUUAGUCUCCCACCCUCCUCCGAGAUCGUGCUCCAAUCUUCCUUCUCCACCCCCCCUGACUGCGGCGAGACGAGCUAUGUCGGCACCGGGCGCCUUUCUGGCAUGAAGGCUUUGAUCACUGGUGGUGACUCGGGUAUUGGGAGAGCCAUUGUGAUUGCCUACCUUCGCGAAGGUGCACAUGUAGCCAUCAACUAUUUGCCAGAGGAAGAAUCAGACGCACAGGCCCUUGCAGACUUCCUUGAACCCGAGGGCUUGACCUUUGAGAGAAUCCCUGGCAACCUCCUGAACGAGACUUUUUGCACUGAGUUGGUGAACGAGGCUCAUCGGCGGCUUGAUGGAUUAGAUGUUCUUAUCAACCAUACUGGAGUAUCUGGGAUCAUAUCGGGCCCCAACUACCGCCCCAUUGAGAAGAUGGACACUGCCGAACUCGACCGGGUCUUUAAGAUAAAUCUCUACGCUCCCUUGUUCCUGACUCGCGCAGCUGUACCUUUGCUCCCCCCUGGAGGCAGCAUCCUGUUCACCACCUCGGAUCUUGCCGAGAAUCCAUCAAGCACCACCUUGAUCUACUCCGCCACCAAGGCUACCAAUGCGCACUAUGUCAGAGCUCUCGCACUGCAGCUUGCAACCAAAGGAAUCCGUGUUAAUGGAGUGGCACCCGCCAUAACAUACACACCGUUCUUGGCUGCAGGAGGUUUCGAUACAGAGACAAUGCUAGCGAUUGGCGCGUUGAACCCCAACGGACGGGUAGAGCAGCCUGUGGAGCUCAGCCCGCUUUAUGUUGACCUUGUGGAGCCGUCAAAGACUUUUGUCAGCGGUGAGAUAUACUCAGCAGUCGGAGCAAACAUUGCACUCUAA
Molecule: messenger RNA, 960 nt
Organism: Clonostachys rhizophaga
Lineage: Eukaryota; Fungi; Ascomycota; Sordariomycetes; Hypocreales; Bionectriaceae
Source: the annotation of a GenBank genome assembly